GCGGUCACGUGAUGCGACCGCGGGACGCGUCAGUAGCGCCAAGCGCAUUUGGCGGGCUCGUCGCGUUUAGACGGCGUCGUUCGUGACUGCUCGCGAGUCUUUCGUGCUGUGUGCGUGUCGAAUAUCCACGUCGCGCAAUGGCUGGCGGUAAGGCGGGCAAGGACUCUGGCAAGGCAAAGGCAAAGGCGGUCUCGCGCUCGGCUAGGGCCGGCCUGCAGUUCCCGGUAGGCAGAAUUCACAGGCAUUUGAAAAACAGAACCACGAGUCAUGGUCGAGUAGGCGCUACUGCGGCAGUGUAUAGUGCGGCCAUUUUGGAAUACCUCACGGCCGAGGUGUUGGAGUUGGCGGGAAACGCAUCAAAGGAUUUGAAAGUUAAACGUAUUACACCUAGACAUCUGCAACUUGCCAUACGUGGUGAUGAAGAAUUAGAUAGUCUUAUUAAAGCUACUAUUGCAGGAGGAGGUGUCAUUCCACAUAUCCACAAAUCGCUUAUUGGCAAGAAGGGUUCGCAGAAGCCAGCAUAAUUUAGCGAUAAUUGAUAUUGAACAUUUCAUUAUUCGUGGGCAAAUGGGAGGAGGAAAGAGUUGAUCCAGUGUUUGUUGACAAAGUGUACCUAGGUUACUAAAUCGAUGGCGAGACUGGCGUGAUAUAUACAUAGAGAUAUAUAUAGAUAUAUAAAUAAAACAGUAUAUUGAUAUAUAAUUUAAUAUAGAUAAAAAUGAGAGUAAAGAAAAAAGACAAAUGUUCAUCACACAAUUAACAAAUGGGCAAGACAGGGAGAAUCGUAAACCGAGAGUAGGAAAUUUUUAGUGUAUUGCGAGCGAUGCGUUGUAGCAUGGCUUGUUCGAGGUAACGACAGUCUUUGGUACAGUUUGCAACUUACGAACACUGCGGAUGCAUCAGAAGGCGUGUGAAAACGUCUUCAAACUAUGUUUAAUUAUUUACGAUACACCGCGGACGAAGCUAUCGGUUCUUGUAUCGAAUCACUAUUGCUUAAUUUUAUUUCAUUUAAAUCAUUUUUAAAUUGCGUUAUCCUACUGUCAAAGAAAUGUCUUAUUAAUUUUUUCUUAAACAAAGUAUCAUUUUCGAUAAUUUUGUUUUCACAAAGAUAUUGAUUGUAGCGUUACGUGUAACGUUACGUUCAAUUUGGUUCAUUGUUCAGCGUUUAAAAAGUUUUUAUAUACAUUGAAUUUAUUGUAUACGCCAACAUGCGAUAUUCUAACAUAUGGAUAAAGUAGUAAAGAUUUCCUUAUCGUCGGAUUCGUCACAGCGGAAAAAAAAGAAAUGCAAGGCGGACGUUUACACAUGUGACUUCCGAGUUCACGACUCGAAUGACUCCACAUUUUGCCAAAUGCGUAUAGAAAUAUAUGAUAAAGUUUCCAGUCUUCGAACUGCUAUUUAAAUAUUGUCUCAAAAUCUUUGACCAAUCUUCUUUCACCAGUACUCAAGUUUUUUUUGCGCGUUUUCCCUGUCGGAUCACAACACAGUCAUUAUAGAAGUCAAUUCCAGAAUUUGGAAAGUUUAUGUGAUUCAACCUAAUUUAACAAAACAAAUAUCAAAAAUUGUAUGGCUUAAAUUUGCGAAAUUAAACAAACCUUUAAUCUCGGUAAAGAAAUUAGACUGUAAAUUGUUUAAUUGUAUUGCAAAUUUUUUGCGAUCUAAACAAUAGCGAAGACUGACACUUCAAUUCUUGUAAAAUAUAAUCGGAGAUAUAGAUAUAGAAAUACGAUUCGAGAUAUCCGAAAGUUUAUUAGCACAUAUAAGGACGUGUGUAUUUUUAUUUUUGCUUCAAUCAUUUUCUUUUGAUGUUUGUCACUUCGUUAUCUGUAUGAUUCAGACAAUUUUGACUGUACCUUUACGGAAUAACGCACCAUAUAUUAAACACCA
Messenger RNA from Formica exsecta, 1887 nucleotides. RefSeq names its product histone H2A.V (gene His2Av). Lineage: Eukaryota; Metazoa; Arthropoda; Insecta; Hymenoptera; Formicidae. The coding region runs from base 138 to 524 and encodes 128 amino acids. Gene Ontology annotation, cellular component: nucleosome. Gene Ontology annotation, molecular function: protein heterodimerization activity; structural constituent of chromatin; DNA binding. The transcript is spliced from 5 exons. The record is from RefSeq and is a predicted model, not a curated record.